AUGUUUGAAAAAUCUUACCUGCCUAAUUUCUCGGAAGAAAUGUUUACUGUAUACAAACGAAUGGCGCGUCAAGUACCCGUUUACAAACUAAAGGAUGAUGCAGGUGAAAUCUUAGAUGGAACGUUUUAUGAACCCGAAUUACAGAAAAUAAUUAAGAACGAUGAUGUGUACCGCGUUGAAAAGAUUUUGCGCAAGCGAAAGCGUAAAGGAACAGUUGAAUACUUUGUAAAAUGGAAAGGGUACCCAGACAAGUUUAAUAGCUGGAUAGCAGAGAGUAAUAUCUCAAAGUUUUGACAUUUUGUGUGAAGCCAAUAUAAGGGUUAUUUUAACUGAAAACAAAUGUUGUUGUGUAUAGUUAUAAAUUAAUAUAAGAACGCCAGGAAUAAAUGUUCAUUUGAACACACGAAACGAUGGAGGUAACACAGUUUUACCUGCAUCUUCCAAGCAAUAGCAGCCUCGAUAAGUUUCCCAACAACACAUUAACGGAGUACCAUGUUGGUUUACCUCAAACCGUUAGCUUGACGGGGGACUGGGAAGUAGCGUUAACAGAAAUUCAUUAUCCUCACAGCUGGAAUAAUGUCCAAGGAAAUUUUGGUAAUCGAUUCUUCCUUCGGAACCAAGAAUUGCCUGGAGUAUGGGAGGUCCUAAUUAUACCACCGGGUCAUUAUUCUUCCAUUGAAGAUAUCUUAUCAAAGAUGAAAGGGCUGAUCGAGAAUGUAAAGCGUUUCAAUAACGAUGUAACAUUUUUCUGCGAAACGUUCACUAGAAAGGUGACUAUUUACCUACAAAAUAACGUAGAACUUUUCUUUGGUAGCAUUGGAUACCUGCUGGGAUUUUCACCAGAAGAAAUUAUUUCUAAUACCUCUACCGCUGAACGACAAGUGGAUUUGGAGUAUGGCUUUCACGACCUUUUCAUUUACUGUGAUCUUAUUCAGUCACAAUAUGUUGGAGAUGCAUUGGUACCUUUGCUUCGAAUUGUUCCUGUAGAAGGAAAGGUCGGGGAGCGAGUCAGCAAAUCGUUUUUGCCCCCCCAAUAUUUACCUGUCAGCAGAAAGCAAUUUGAAACCGUCGAAGUCGAUAUAAAGACAGACACAGGGGAGUCUGUACCAUUUGAGUUUUUGGAGAGUGCUGUUAACACUUCAUUUUCGUCAAAGUGCACCUCAGUACUUUUAAGAUGA
Porites lobata is the source of this 1178-nucleotide messenger RNA. The record is from the annotation of a GenBank genome assembly. NCBI's taxonomy places the organism in Eukaryota, Metazoa, Cnidaria, Anthozoa, Scleractinia, Poritidae.